This is a messenger RNA of Lodderomyces beijingensis, 1329 nucleotides long. NCBI's taxonomy places the organism in Eukaryota, Fungi, Ascomycota, Pichiomycetes, Serinales, Debaryomycetaceae. The record is from the annotation of a GenBank genome assembly.
AUGAUGCAGAAACGACUAUUGAGCAUAUCGAAACCAAGAGCCGACUCGGCGCUUCCAAUCAAUAGCUGGUCGGGACCUGCCCUCAAGAGAAUGCCAAGGUCAAAGGAUAAGCAAACAGAUGCGGAUGUCUCCCACGUGAAAGCAGUAGCGACAGCUUCAGCAGUCACCACGGCAAAUGAGAUAUUUGCAGACACGCCAGCAAAGACAUUAUACAAGAGAUCCACCCACCCUACAUCGGUUCCAUUAUCAAAGAUUUUCAGCAACAAUUUCCCCUUGAGUCUCCCAGAAUCUAUUCAACAUUUCAGAUUACGCCACAAUCCGCUCAAAUUUCAGCAUGACUUACUAGCUACACUUCCAUUUUACCCGCACGUGGACGCAAGAAAUGGGCGCACUUCAGAGGUUUUACAAGUACCAAUUGAUUCCAAGGGCAAUUAUAUCAAUGAGUUUGUCAUUUACCCCGAGGGCAAGAGCCAAGCCGACCUGGCAAAUAUGAAACACUUGCUCAUGGUUCACGGAUACGGCGCCGGUCUUGGGUUUUACCUCAAGAAUUUCGAAGCAAUCGCCACGAGAAAAGACUGGUGCAUUCAUGCAAUUGACUUGUUUGGGUACGGAUGCAGCUCGAGACCUCAUUUCCAUCCGCAAAACUUGGCUCAAGUGGAAGACUGGUUCCAUCACUCUUUCAAGAACUGGUUUGAUCAAAAGAAUAUCCGCAAGGAGAAUUUCUUGGUUAUGGCCCAUUCGAUGGGAGCUUACUUGAUGGCCACAUAUGGGAUAUUGAGAGAUCCGUCAUUUUGCAAGAAAUUGCUCAUGGUUUCCCCCGGCGCAGUCAUUAAGCAUAGAAACCAAGUUAACGUCCCUGCCUACUUUCAAAAAUUGUGGGAACGAAACAUGUCUCCUUUCAGUAUCGUUCGCAAAGCUGGUCUUCUUGGGUCCAAAUUGGUGAGUGGCUGGUCCUCGAGAAGAUUCGCCAAGUUGGACAGCAAGGAAGCAGAGUUGCUACAUACAUAUGCAUAUGGAAUUUUCCAAGCACGAGGAUCAGGUGAAUACAUGCUUAAUUUCUUGCUUGCCCCCGGUGCAGAUGCCAGGUUCCCACUUGUUGAACGGGGGAUCCACAAGUUGAAGUGCGACUUGUCUUGGUGGUAUGGAGAAGAAGAUUGGAUGGAUAGGAAAGGGGGUGAGUUGUGUUCGAGAAUCGUGAAUGGUUAUCACAAGACCACCAAGAGCACAGUUGAUAUUUUCAAGCAUAGUGGACACCACAUCUACCUCGACAAUAUCGAGAUGUUCAACAAUGCUGUUUUGCAGGAGAUGGACCGGAUCUCUAUAGAAUAG